Molecule: messenger RNA, 1682 nt
Organism: Polyodon spathula (Mississippi paddlefish)
Lineage: Eukaryota; Metazoa; Chordata; Actinopteri; Acipenseriformes; Polyodontidae
Product: ubiquitin-associated domain-containing protein 1-like
Exons: 9
Coding region: 225-1595 (456 amino acids)
Molecular function (GO): protein binding
Source: RefSeq, a predicted model, not a curated record
GUGAAUGUUCAAUCUCUCAACUCGUACAACUGUGCAACAGCACAACGCAGCUGGCUUGGUGGGUAAAUAUAGUAACUGCCCAGUAAAUAACAGAAGAGCGCCCCAGUGCCACCCGAGAACCCAGCGGCAAGGCGUUAAAAUGGCGAUAGAGUAAGAGCGGAGUGCUUUUCUUUCUAUCCAGGCGUAGACACUAGCUCGCCGGGCUGUGCAGGCGGAAAGCACCGAUGUUUGUGCAGGAGGAGAAGAUUUUCGCGGGGACGGUGUUGAAGGUCCACAUCUGCACCGUGGAAGGAGCAGAGUGGCUGGAGGAAGUAACAGAUGACACUACCAUAGAGAAACUCAAGGAAAUGUGCUUGAAACACUGUGUUCAUGGAAGCCUAGAAGACCCCAAAACUGUGACUCACCACAAACUUAUCCACGCUGACUCUGAAAGAGUGCUAACCGACACUAAAACUGUAGUAGAGGAGAAGAUUAAAGAAAAAGAUGUCUUGCUGUUAAUUAAAAAACGUGCCCCUCCUCCACCUCCCAAGAUGCUUGAUGUUUCUGCAGAGGAAAAGAAAAAGCAGGAACAAAGAGCUCCAGACAAAGAAGCCAUCUUAAAAGCAACAGCAAACCUACCUGCACGCCAUUCUGAUCGGAUUGUCACGCAGCACAACAUGCGAGAUUUUCAGACAGAACUCAGGAAAAUCCUUGUGUCACUUAUUGAAGUGGCACAGAAACUGCUGGCACUGAACCCCGAUGCAGUAGACCUGUUUAAGAAGGCCAACGCCAUGUUGGAUGAAGAUGAAGAGGACAGAGUGGAUGAGGUGGCACUCCGACAGCUGACUGAAAUGGGCUUCCCAGAGCGCAGAGCUGUUAAAGCGCUGCGUCUUAAUCAUAUGUCGGUGACGCAGGCGAUGGAGUGGCUGUUCGAGCAUGCAGAUGAUCCCACUGCUGAUGCCCCUGUGCCUGGCCAGGAGGCGACCGGAGCCACUGCUGGACCUUAUACCGCAGCAGCAGCGUCAAUAUCAUCAGCAGCAGCAGCAGCUUCAAUACCAUCAGCAGCAGCAGCUUCAAUACCAUCAUCCUCAUUAUCAGCAGCAGCAGCUUCCAGUGCAAAAGUCGCUUCAGAAGCCGCCACUGAAUCCUCGAAGCAGGACGAGCUAACAGAAAUCUUUAAAAGGAUCCGAAGGAAAAGAGAAUUUCGACCAGAUUCACGAGUAGGUUGUUCCAAAGACAUUUUCAGGCUACAUUCUCCAAACCGAUUUACUGCCAAACGUGAUUGGCACCUUUUAUCAGGUAGUAAAAACGGAUCCAAUGAAGUUAGCAAACCAGAAAUGCACGACUUGCACAUCUUCCAGUGUGACUGGUUGCUGGGAGACAGGAAGCCCUCGCCAGAAGAUUUAGAUAAGGGUAUUGACACAAACAGCCCCUUGUUUCAGGCCAUCCUGGAAAACCCUGUUGUACAGCUGGGACUUACCAACCCAAAAACACUUUUAGCAUUUGAAGACAUGCUGGAGAACCCGUUAAACAGUACUCAGUGGAUGAACGAUCCAGAGACGGGGCCUGUAAUGCUACAGAUAUCUAGGAUCUUCCAGACACUAAACCGAGCAUAGGGUCUCCCUCCUGCCUGGGCGGGCAAGCUGUCCUCAUGCACUGGAAACUAGGUGGGCUCUGUGCAGUGGGAAAGCAGCAGUGAUCCU